Molecule: messenger RNA, 2122 nt
Organism: Ficedula albicollis (Collared flycatcher)
Lineage: Eukaryota; Metazoa; Chordata; Aves; Passeriformes; Muscicapidae
Product: cytochrome P450 26B1
Exons: 10
Coding region: 383-2122 (579 amino acids)
Biological process (GO): sterol metabolic process
Molecular function (GO): oxidoreductase activity, acting on paired donors, with incorporation or reduction of molecular oxygen; heme binding; monooxygenase activity
Source: RefSeq, a predicted model, not a curated record
CAUUUUUGAGGGGGCCGCUUUCCCUCUUUUUUUCCCUCCCCCCUUUCCCCCUCUCUCCGUGCGCGCGUGGUGCUUUUUUUCCCCUCCGUGUCACUCUGUCAAGUUUACCCCAAAACAAGCCCAAACUUCGAGCAACCACAGCUUUCCCCCUUUAGAUUUUUUUUUAUUAUUUUUUUUCCCUCUUUCCCCCCUCUUUCCCCUCGCUGAGGGGAGCGCAGAGGGGGGCGAGCCGGGGCCCCCCGAGCCCCGGGACCCCCCAAGCGGCGCCGAGCGGCCGCUCCGCACUCGCCCUCUCCCCGCGCGCGUUGUGUGGGUGCGAGCGCGGUGCCUGUCAAGGGGCUGUUUCUCUCCCCACCCUCCUCCUCCUCCCUUCUUUCCAAAUAUGCUUUUUGCAAGUUUUGAUCUCGUCUCGGCACUGGCUACCCUCGCCGCGUGCUUGGUGUCACUGACUUUGCUGCUGGCCGUGUCCCAACAGCUGUGGCAGCUCCGCUGGGCUGCCCCCCGCGACAAAACCUGCAAGCUACCAAUCCCCAAAGGCUCCAUGGGAUUCCCUUUAAUCGGAGAGACCUUCCACUGGCUCCUGCAGGUUUUCUCCAAGAUUUUCAGCCACGAGGCUCUGGAGAGUUACCUCCCCAAGAUCCAGCUGGUGAUCAAGGACACCCUCCGGGCCUGGAGCAGCAACCCCGAGUCCAUCAACGUGUACCACGAGACGCAGAAGCUCACGUUCCGCAUGGCCAUCCGCGUCCUGCUGGGAUUCCGCAUCCCCGACGAGGAGCUCGGCCGCCUCUUCGAGGUCUACCAGCAGUUCGUGGAGAACGUCUUCUCCCUGCCCGUGGAUCUGCCCUUCAGCGGAUACAGGAGGGGAAUCCGGGCUCGGGAGACGCUGCAGAAGGGGCUGGAAAAAGCCAUCCAGGAGAAGCUGCAGAACACGCAGGGCAAGGACUAUGCUGAUGCCCUGGACAUCCUGAUAGAGAGUGGGAAGGAGCACGGCAAGGAGCUGACCAUGCAGGAGCUGAAGGAUGGCACCCUGGAGCUGAUCUUCGCUGCCUACGCCACCACGGCCAGCGCCAGCACCUCCCUGAUCAUGCAGCUCCUCAAACACCCGCGGGUGCUGGAGAAGCUGCGGGAGGAGCUGCGCAGCAAAGGGAUCCUCCACAACGGCUGCAUCUGCGAGGGCUCCCUGCGCCUGGACAACAUCAACGGCCUCCAGUACCUGGACUGCGUCAUCAAGGAGGUGCUGAGGCUCUUCACCCCCAUCUCCGGGGGGUACCGGACCGUGCUGCAGACCUUCGAGCUGGACGGUUUCCAAAUCCCCAAGGGCUGGAGCGUGAUGUACAGCAUCCGGGACACCCACGACACCGCUCCCGUCUUCAAGGACGUGGACGUCUUCGACCCCGACCGCUUCGGGCAGGGCCGGAGCGAAGACAAGGACGGCAGGUUCCACUACCUCCCCUUCGGCGGAGGCGUACGGACCUGUCUGGGCAAGCACCUGGCCAAGCUCUUCCUCAAGGCUCUGGCCAUCGAGCUGGCCAGCACCAGCCGCUUCGAGCUCGCCACCAGGACUUUCCCCAAAAUCACCCUGGUGCCCGUGGUCCACCCGGUUGACGGACUCAAGGUCAAAUUCUUCGGACUGGAUUCCAACCAGAACGAGAUCCUGACGGGCACAGACGCCAUGCUGGGGGCCACCGUAGGCGCCUCUGGGGAAGGUCGCAGGAAGUGUGAAGCGAGCGGAGGCGAGGCCGCCUUGGCGGGGGCAAGGAGGAGGGAGGAGGUUUGGAGCCAAGGGAAGCACUUGAGUUCCAGCACUUUUGGGAAGAGAGGAGGAGGUGGAGGUGGAGGUGGGGGCGAUGCCUCAUCCCAGCUCCAGGUGCACCUGCCUCCAGCCCCCAGCAUCCUGCUCCCCCCGGAAUUCGCUCUGCCAACGGAAAAAUUCUCCACGUGGAAAAACGGCGGGAUUGGCCGGGAUCUGAAAUGGAAAUGUGAGGAAAAUUCCCAUUCCUGGCCGGGCUUCGUCUCCUCCGCCUGCUCCCGCUGCAGUUUCGUUUGGAGACGUUCCUCCCGCUCCCCUGGGACGUUCCCAACUAGCCCGGACAAAGCUCGGGACAGAGCCACGAGCACGUAG